Messenger RNA from Clarias gariepinus (North African catfish), 2286 nucleotides. RefSeq names its product opioid receptor, delta 1a (gene oprd1a). Gene Ontology annotation, cellular component: neuron projection; membrane. The transcript has 3 exons. Gene Ontology annotation, biological process: G protein-coupled opioid receptor signaling pathway; neuropeptide signaling pathway. Lineage: Eukaryota; Metazoa; Chordata; Actinopteri; Siluriformes; Clariidae. The record is from RefSeq and is a predicted model, not a curated record. The coding region runs from base 187 to 1311 and encodes 374 amino acids. Gene Ontology annotation, molecular function: neuropeptide binding; G protein-coupled enkephalin receptor activity.
CUCAGCAGUGUGUCUCGUGCCUCCCGGUGCUGUUUGUUGCUGAGUCUGGUUUUCGCGCGCGCGUGUCGUUACUCAUAUUUCGUAAUAAAAGCUCGAAGUUAAAAAGAAAGAAUUUUCCUCUUCACGGACACUCGGUGCGUUUUUAAACACAGCCGCAGAGACAUCUUCAUCAUCAUCAUCAUCAUCAUGGAGCUGUCCACUGCUGCUGAAGCUGAAUUCCCCGACCUUUACUCAGUCAUCCCCUACAAUGUCACUUUCCCGGACGAUGUGUCUGCCUUCGUCCCGGACGGACAAAACCAGACUGAGACCAGUCCCUCGAAGGGAACCGCGGGGAUCGUGAUAGCUGUGUCCAUCACGGCUCUCUACUCGGUGAUCUGCGUGGUGGGACUCCUCGGGAACAUCCUGGUGAUGUACGGGGUGGUCAGAUAUACCAAGAUGAAAACUGCCACAAAUAUCUACAUUUUCAACCUGGCUCUGGCUGAUGCUUUGGCCACCAGUACACUUCCCUUCCAGAGUGCUAAAUACCUAAUGAACACCUGGCCUUUUGGAGAGCCCCUGUGCAAGCUUGUCAUAGCCAUUGACUACUACAACAUGUUUACUAGCAUCUUCACCCUGACCAUGAUGAGUGUCGACCGUUACAUUGCUGUGUGCCACCCGGUCAGGGCACUCGAGUUCCGGACACCCGCCAAGGCCAAAUUGAUCAACGUGUGUGUUUGGAUUCUCUCAUCUGCCAUUGGAGUACCCAUAAUGGUCAUGGCAGUUACUAAGGUGACGGACCAAGGAAAAACAGUCUGCACUUUGAAGUUUCCUGAUCCUGAUUGGUACUGGGACACAGUCACAAAAAUCUGUGUCUUCAUCUUCGCCUUUGUGGUGCCAGUCCUCGUGAUCACUAUCUGCUACGGGUUGAUGAUCCUUCGCCUGCGCAGUGUCCGGCUGCUCUCAGGUUCCAAAGAGAAGGACAGGAACAUGCGUCGCAUCACUCGCAUGGUGCUAGUGGUGGUGGCGGCUUUUAUCAUCUGCUGGACGCCCAUUCACAUCUUCAUCAUUAUCAAAACUCUGGUGGAGAUCGAUCAGAGGAAUCCCUUCGUCAUCGCCAGCUGGCACCUGUGCAUUGCCCUUGGUUACACCAACAGCAGUCUCAACCCCAUCCUUUACGCCUUCCUAGAUGAGAAUUUCAAGAGGUGCUUCAGGGAGUUCUGCUUACCAUUCCGCACCAGGAUGGAACAAAACAGCAUUUCCAGAGCAAGGAACCCCAACCGGGAACCAGCCUCGGUUUGUGCUCCGUCCCAGGCAGGAAGGACGCCAGUAUGACUAGGCCUGGAACGGAUCCCACCAGGAUCCAGGUCACGAGUUCAACAAGAUCUGCAGUCGGAGGUCACCCAGAUUUCCACCACUGAAUUCUAGAACUGACCAAGUGCCAAGUUAUUCACAUAGGAAGAAUAGUAUACCAGAGUAACACCAAUUCCUAGCUAACUUUUUUAGGUACAGCAUUGCAAGAGGCAUGAAUUACAGUAAGAAGACUGUCCAGUGUAUCCUCACAUGUCAGAAGAUAUGAGGUGAUAUGAGGCUUUGAUCGGUUGAAGACUAUUAAUGAUUUUUGUUGUUGGACAAAACCGCAGUCGAUUUUGACUUCACCCACCUUCACAUGGUUGAAAAGAAAACCUGCAUCCACAGCAGCCCUCUGUCGAUAAGACUGGACUCGCCUAAUCUAAAUGAACACUUCCAAGCAACUACAAUGUCAACUGAGGACAUUUUACAAUAUCAGUUGACAAAAUGGAAAAUUGUUAUAACUUUUGUUUUUUAACCUUUGAAAGAAUUGGUAUCAGUUUUUCAACAUUCAGGAAUGCCUUACUCGGUCGAACAAAUUUAAACCACCCAAAAAGUGUAUAAAGUAACAUUCAUUUAAGUAGCGUAUUCAAGUAGUGCAGUGUGCUUAUGUACAAUAGGAUUAAAAGGAACUUUUGUCAUGUAUAUAGUGUAUAGCAUAUUAUAUGUUACAUUUAUUUAAAAAAUCUGCUUAUAUUUUAGCUGCGUAAAGAGUAACAAUCAAAUCAUUGAUAAUUUGCUUUAGUGCUUCGGUACUCCAAGGAGUAGAUACAAUUCUCUGUUUGCUUCUACAGAAAUAAUGAUAUAAUACUAAUAAUUUGUAGUUAAAAUAUCUCUUUUUUUGUUCUUGAGUGUUUUCUGUGGCCCUGUUCAUUAAAAAUUGUCAAUGAUCAUGAAAUAACAGUGUGGAUUUUGCUCCAGCAGAUUUUGCUGUUUUUCCAGUUGACCCCAACUCACAUU